AUGCAACGUCUCACCACUGCUUCAAAGAUUGGAUAUAGAAGAACAAGUCAAUUAUUUUUCAGGAGAAAUAAUACAGGUUUAAUCAAUAAUUAUCGUAAUGUUGUUCGUCUAUCAAACCCCACAGAGAAUUGCUUUAAAAUGAAUAGUAUUAGAUAUAAAUCAUAUAGUAGAGUACCAAUUGGAGGGACAAAUAAAAACGCUAGUACCAAAGUGGCAACUAUUGAAUUUGAUACAUGGAAAGGUGCAGGUUUAAUGGCAAUAAUUGCAGCAGGAUUAUAUUAUUAUUUUAGAAAAGAGAAAAAACGUAUAAACGAAGAGAAAAUAAAACAAGCUACACAAGGAUAUGGUAAACCAGCUAUUGGUGGACCAUUUGAUCUCAUCGAUGCAAAUGGAGAAAAAUUUACUCAAGAGAAUUUGAAAAAACCAAAUACUAUUUCGUUGAUUUAUUUUGGGUUCACACAUUGCCCUGAUAUUUGUCCCGAUGAGUUAGACAAAUUGGGUAUAUGGUUAAAUACAUUAAAAGAUGGUUAUAAAGGAUACAAACUUCAGCCAAUUUUCAUUACGUGUGAUCCUGCAAGAGAUACCCCUGAAGUGAUCAAGGCUUAUUUGCAGGAUUUCCACCCAAGCAUUAUAGGCUUGACUGGUACAUAUGAAAAAGUUAGAAGUGCUUGUAAAGCCUUUAGAGUAUAUUUCAGUACACCUGAGAAUGUAAAGCCUGGGCAAGAUUAUUUGGUGGAUCAUUCAGUGUUUUUCUAUAUGAUGGAUUCUGAAGGUGAGUAUAUGGAUGUAUUAGGAAUGAAUAAUGAUGAAGAGACAGGUGUUUUAAAGAUUCAAAAAAAGAUUGAUGAAUACAUUGAAGAAAAGAAGGAAUCUAAGAAUGAAAGUAGCAAGAGUAAAAGAUGGUUUAGUUAA
Molecule: messenger RNA, 912 nt
Organism: Henningerozyma blattae CBS 6284
Lineage: Eukaryota; Fungi; Ascomycota; Saccharomycetes; Saccharomycetales; Saccharomycetaceae
Gene: SCO1
Product: Cu-binding protein SCO1
Exons: 1
Coding region: 1-912 (303 amino acids)
Biological process (GO): mitochondrial respiratory chain complex IV assembly; intracellular copper ion homeostasis
Cellular component (GO): mitochondrial inner membrane
Molecular function (GO): copper chaperone activity; copper ion binding
Source: RefSeq, a predicted model, not a curated record